GGCGAUAUGGAGCAGCUAUCAUCCAGGGUCCACGAAUUGGAACACCGACUCGUGGAGAACCACGCGGAAGUGAGAGAAGUCAAGGAAGAUGUCAGGGAGCUUCGUCGCCUACUCGAGUUGUGCUUCUCCACCAGGGAGAGGAGCCCUGAAGGGGCGACCACCAACAACAGCCGCCGACCAGAAUUGGUGGAGGGAUCCGGUGAACGACAGAUCGCCACUCCAACAGCAGCGGUCAUACCCAAGUACAGUCGGCUGGAGUUUCCCUCAUACAGCGGCAGCGGCGACCCACUGGGAUGGUUGUACCACUACGAGCAAUUCUUUCGUAAUCAGCGCACGGAGGAAAAGGAUAAGGUCAGUUUGGUCGCGUUUCAUAUGACAGACGAAGCACAACUCUGGUUCUACCGGGUAGAGCAGGAGGAACCAGGACUCAAUUGGGACCAGUUCAAGUCCUACUGCCUCCUUCGAUUUGGACCCCCAUUAACAAGCAACCCAUUGGGAGAGUUAAUUAACCUCAAGCAGAUCGGGACCGUAGUCGAGUACCAGCGGCAAUUUCAAACUCUUCUCGCCAGAGCCUCUUUAGUACGCCCAGAUCAGCAGGUGGAUAUGUUCACCGCUAGACUAGCCGAACCUCUGAGAGUCGAUGUAGAGAUGCAGAGUCCUCCCAACCUGGUCACUGCAAUGAACUUAGCCCGCGCUUUUGAGCGCAAGCUACAGAUCAGCCGAGGGUCUUUCAGCAUGGGGCGUUCAGCGACUUCUUGGGCAAACCUGAAAUCAACUGGAGGAGGGUCUUCGUUGGCAGCCAGCAGGGAACAACGGCUUCACACAGGUAACACUUCCAGAUCGGCACCCAGCAUAGGAAGCAACAUGACGGCACCUCCCAUCAAACGCUUAUCUAGAGCUGAGAUGGCGGAGCGCCGGGCAAGAGGUCAAUGCUUCAACUGCGACGAGCUGUACUCAGCCGGGCACCGAUGCAAGCGGUUAUUCUGCCUCUUGGUAGACGAACUGGAAGAAGACGAGGAGGAGCAUACAGCACUAGAACCUGAGAUCUCCCUCCAUGCCAUCACCGGAAUACAUAACUCCCAAACCAUGCAGCUGCGGGCACAGGUGGCAGGGAAGCCAGUACGUAUUCUGGUGGACUCGGGAAACACACACAAUUUUAUCAGCAAGCAAGUGGCACUUCAACUGAAACUGCCGGUGGAAGGCAGACCGCAACUUCAAGUAGCCGUCGCAAAUGGGGAGAGAGUUCACAGCCCUGGAAUCUGCCGGAACAUCCAAAUACAAGUCGAAUCCGAACCCUUCUCCGCUGAUUUAUUUGUACUACCCCUGGACGAGUUUGAUAUAGUGCUUGGAGUCAAGUGGCUCAUCACUCUAGGCCCUAUCCUAUGGGACUUCAGUGCCCUGACCAUGACAUUCAACCUGAAUGGAAAACAAGUCACCUGGCAAGGAACCAGGGUAAGGGCGAAAAGACCGCAGGUGCAUACUCUCCAUGGCGAUGCCAUGCACACCGCAGAGAUGAAGAGACUUCUCACCGACUUCCCGGACGUGUUUUCAGAACCCAAGGGACUCCCACCUGUCCGAUCGUGUGGCCAUCGGAUUCCUUUAACCCCAGGUUCAGAACCUGUCGCCGUCCGGCCAUACCGCUACCCGCACCUGCAAAAAGAUGAGAUAGCGAGACAGUGUGCAGAAAUGUUGAAACAAGGAAUCAUCCGCCCUAGCCGCUCCCCCUUCUCUUCGCCGGUCUUAUUGGUACCAAAACAAGACAGCACCUGGAGGUUUUGUGUGGAUUACAGGGAACUUAACAACAGAACUGUCAAGGACAAAUUCUCGAUUCCCGUGGUAGACGAACUGCUAGAUGAACUCCACGGGUCUCAAUACUUCUCAAAGCUGGAUCUCAGAUUAGGGUACUUUCAGGUCCGGAUGGCCCCCGAGGAUGUGGAAAAAACAGCAUUCCAGACGCAUCAUGGCCACUUCGAAUUUUUGGUCAUGCCGUUUGGCCUCACCAACGCUCCAUCCACAUUUCGGUCUUUGAUGAAUGAGGUAUUUCGACCCCACCUCCGCAAAUUCGUCCUAGUAUUUUUCGAUGAUAUCCUGGUUUACAGUACAUCAUGGGUGGAGCACGUUCGUCAUCUACGAACUAUUUUGGAGCUACUGCGCCAACACAAACUAUUCCUGAAGCGGGCCAAAUGUUCCUUCAGGGAGCGACAGGUCCUUUAUCUGGGACAUAUAAUCAGCGGGAAAGGUGUCUCGGUAGAUGGCUCCAAGAUCUAAGCAAUUCAAGAAUGGCCCAAACCUCAGUCCACUAGGGCUCUCCGCGGGUUCUUAGGACUCACCGGAUAUUACCGCAAGUUUGUAAGGGAUUACGGACUCUUGGUUGCCCCAUUAACCAAGAUGCUGAAGAAGAACGCACUCCAGUGGAAUGAAGCAGCGGACGCCGCCUUCACAAACUUAAGGGAUGCACUCUCCUCCACCCCAGUGCUGCAGUUACCAAACUUUGACCUGGAAUUUACGGUUGAAUGUGAUGCUUCCGAUAUAGGCAUUGGAGCAGUACUACAACAGCAAGGGCACCCCAUAGCCUUCUUUAGCCGCAAAUUAGUUGACCGACACCUAAAGCUACCGGCCUACGAGCGCGAGUUGAUUGGACUAGCCAAGGCCGUACAACACUGGAGGCCAUACUUGUGGGGGAGACCCUUCGUCGUCAAAACGGACCACUACAGUCUCAAGUACCUACUAGAGCAGCGGCUUACCAAUCCACCCCAACAGCAUUGGGCAAGUAAACUGCUCGGGUUUGACUUCCGAGUAGACCACAAGGCAGGGACCUUAAAUCGGGCCACGGAUGCACUGUCCAAGCGUGAUGAAGAUGCUAUACACCUUUGUGCAAUCUCCCAGCCCCGCGUCACCCUAUUGGAAAGCAUUAGGAGUGUGCUGCCCCAAUCACCAGAAUGGAGGGACCUGGUUCAAGAGAUACAGUCCAGAGCAACCAACCCGAACUGGUCCAUCCACGAUGGACUAGUACUAUACAAGGGACGGGUAUAUCUUUCGAUCGAUUGUCCAUUAAUUCCCGCUGUCAUCUCCAGCAUUCAUAACGCCACACAUGAAGGGGUUCAGAAGACGUUGCACUGCGUCCGCACCGAUUUCCAUUGGCAUGGUAUGCGGGCUUCGAUUUGGGAUUUCAUCCAGAAUUGCUCCRUGUGUCAACAACAAAAAUGGGAAAAUUUACACCCGGCAGGCCUCCUCCAGCCUCUUUCACUUCCAACACAGAUCUGGGCUAAUAUCUCCAUGGACUUAAUUGAGGGCUUGCCCAAGGUCGGCGGGAAAUCAGUCUUAUUCGUGGUGGUGGAUCGUUUCUCCAAGUAUGCCCAUUUCAUUCCCUUAUCCCACCCAUAUAACGCAGUUUCGGUUGCCCACGUCUUCUUCACACAUAUUUUCGCUUGCAUGGGCUACCCGAGUCCAUCGUCAGUGACAGGGACCCGGUCUUUACCAGCACCUUCUGGAAGGAGCUAUUUUGAUUGCAGGGUACGACCCUAGCUUUUUCAUCCGCCUACCAUCCGCAGACAGACGACCAAACGGAGGUCGUAAACCGUACCAUAGAGAUGUACCUCCGCUGUUUUGUGGGUGACCAACCACGGCAUUGGGUGGAUUGCCUUCCAUGGACCGAAUACUACUACAACACGGCCUAUCACUCCUCUCUUGGCAUGACUCCAUUCCAGGUUGUCUAUGGUCGAGAACCCCCCCACCUACUGUCCUACGAGCCCGGUUCGACACGGCUGGAAGAAGUCGAUCGUAGUCUACAAGAUCGCGAUGCCCUCCUGGCGGAAGUCACUCUCUGCUUACAGCAGGCUCAAACACGCAUGAAGAAUGUCUACGAUCAGCGCCACAGAGAAUUAACUUUCAAGCCCGGACAGUUCGUGUGGUUGAAGCUCCAACCGUAUCGACAACACUCUCUCAAAGGUAGAUCUCCCCCGAAACUGGCCCCCAAGUUUUACGAAUCCUUCAAGGUAUUACGGCGAAUCGGGAAAGUUGCAUAUCAGCUUGAGCUACCAGAACACAGCAAACUCCAUGAUACCUUCCAUGUGUCCUUGCUCAAGCCAUUUAUAGGAACCCCUCCUGAUGAGGUACCUUCCCUUCCGCCCUUAAGAGACGGCAGACCCAUUCUACAACCUCGGGCUCUGGUUCGAUCCCCCGCCAAUCAGGGUACUCUCGAAGUCCUAGUGGAAUGGGACGACCUACCAUCAGCUGAGGCCACCUGGAUUCCUUGAACUGUCCUGCAAGACGCCUACCCAGAUCUCGAGAUUGGGGACAAGCUCGUCGCCCAGGAGGGGUGUAAUGUUGUGGAUGCGUUCGUAGGGAGGACGUACAGCCGCCAACAGCAGCAGUGAGGAGGGGCCCACAAGGCGGCAGCUUAUCUCAUUAGUUCUCAGCUCAUCUUAUCUUAUUCUUAGUAGUUUUCCUUAUCUUCUAGAGUUUGAUUUACCUAUUAGAAGUAGGGAGUCUGUUUGAUCUUAAAAGUGUGAUUUAUCCUUAUCUGUGAGUAGUCGAAUUCUACUGGGCAUCUUCCCACACCUCCUGUAAUCUCCUAUUUAAGGAGUUGCAAAUUGAGAAUAAAGCAUUCAGU
Messenger RNA from Nelumbo nucifera (sacred lotus), 4612 nucleotides. RefSeq lists its product as uncharacterized. The record is from RefSeq and is a predicted model, not a curated record. Lineage: Eukaryota; Viridiplantae; Streptophyta; Magnoliopsida; Proteales; Nelumbonaceae.